ACGUCACAAGUGAGGAUUAUCUGUGAAUCGUGAUCGAAUGUAAAUUGAAUGUAAAUUGAAAGCAAUUGUUCUGUUCCAAUUCGUGCACGUUGCUACACUUUGUGCAUUUCUGUGUACGUUAAGCAAUUGGAAACCAUCUAAUGUUACCUUAGAAAUAAAGAUAGCGAGAUAAUCUCGCCAGAUUCUUUUCAUUUUUAUCACAAUGACAAUAAACAACUAGAAUGAAUAGCUUAGGUUUAAAUCUAAUUUUAAGAAUGGGUUGUAUAUGCACUAAAGAAAUCAUUACGAUAAACUCAAGGAAAUAUAAAGUUUGUGAACAUCUUGGAGAUGGUGGAUUUAGCACAGUACUUUUAGUUGAAGAUAUCGUCACACAUAAAAAGUAUGCUAUUAAGAAAAUUAUUUGUCAUGGACCAGAAGAUCAACAAUUAGCAACAAAAGAGGUUGAAUAUUAUAAAUUGAUAAAACAUCCAAAUGUUAUAGAAUGUUUAGAUUCAACUUGCAAAGGUACUGCAGAUCCAAUUGUGAAUACAACAAGCGAAAUAUUAAUUGUUUUACCAUAUUAUCAUAAAGGAACAUUAGCUAAUGAUUUGGAACGACGAGCAAAGAAUUGUGAUUAUAUGAAUCCUAUAGAUGUCCUCAACAUAUUUUUACAGAUAUGUGAAGGUGUAAAAGCAUUUCAUGAAGCUAAACCAGAACCUCUUGCUCAUAGAGAUUUAAAAACUGCAAAUAUAGUGCUUAAUGAUGUUGGAGUACCUGUUAUUAUGGACUUGGGUUCUGUAGCAACUGCUAGAGUUAAAGUAUGCAGUACUCAAGCUGCGCGGACUUUACAGGACCUAGCAACUGAGAGAUGUUCCAUGCCAUAUAGAGCUCCAGAACUAUUUAAUGUUGAAAGUUAUUGUAUGGUUGACGAACGAACAGAUAUCUGGUCAUUGGGAUGUAUACUAUACGCAUUAUGUUAUUUUAAAUCUCCUUUUGAUACUGUUUAUGAACGAGGCGACAGUGUAGCUCUUGCUGUGAUGAGUGCGCACAUAAAGUUUCCAGGAGAUACCCCAUAUAAUGAGGAUAUGCAAAAUUUAAUUUUGUUGAUGUUAAAAGUCAAUUCUAUGGAACGUCCGUAUAUAUAUAGUGUAAUAGAAAGUGUGCACGAUACUAUCGCCAAAUUGAAAGCAUAGUCACAUAUCAUAUUAUGACGUAAGAUAUUGCAAUGACUAAAUCACACGUUUAGGAAAAAUAUAUGUAACAUUCAAUUGUUAUGUACAAGAAAGCAGAUAUAAAAUGCAAUUGUGUACAGUAUUACACUGCCUAUAAGCAGUAUAAAAGAUAUUAUGAAACGCAAUACAUAGCAAAUGUAAAAAAAUAUUUCAAAUGAUUAAGUAAAAAAAUAAGAAUAAAAAUAGUAAUGAGAAGAAUGAAGCAUCAUUUAUAAAAUUUUUGAUAAGAGGAAAAAAAUGAAAAUACAUUCCUUAUAUUGUAUAAUGUAUGUUUACAAUAUAAUCAUUUAAUGUAGAAGUAACAUAAGUAAAAAUAAUAUUUUAAUAGUAUGUGCAGUUUUAUAUAUACUAUAUUAUAUAUACUAUAUUAUAAUAAGAGGAGAGAGAGCGAGAGAGAAAGAGAGAGAUGUGCAUGUAUAUACUAAACAUUUUUAACUUAGGGAAAGUUGUACAGUCGCGAACAGUGAGUUUGUGAUACUUUUUAUUUCGAUGAUUUACGGAAGACGCAAAAAAUUUCGCACGAUUCAUCAUCUAUUAAUUAUUAAUGCGUGCAACGAGUGAUAAUGGGAUAAACUAUCAAAGUCAUACAAAAUCAAAGUACAAGGUGAAAUCAAGAAAUGUAUCUUGUGUUGUUGAGACAUACACUUAAGAUAUUAUAAUUAGAUAAGCUAAAUAUAAAAGAGUAAGCCAAAUAGA
Molecule: messenger RNA, 1907 nt
Organism: Atta colombica
Lineage: Eukaryota; Metazoa; Arthropoda; Insecta; Hymenoptera; Formicidae
Product: serine/threonine-protein kinase 16
Exons: 6
Coding region: 222-1172 (316 amino acids)
Biological process (GO): protein phosphorylation
Cellular component (GO): cytoplasm; Golgi apparatus
Molecular function (GO): ATP binding; protein serine/threonine kinase activity
Source: RefSeq, a predicted model, not a curated record